Molecule: messenger RNA, 786 nt
Organism: Spinacia oleracea (spinach)
Lineage: Eukaryota; Viridiplantae; Streptophyta; Magnoliopsida; Caryophyllales; Amaranthaceae
Product: membrane protein PM19L
Exons: 4
Coding region: 99-614 (171 amino acids)
Source: RefSeq, a predicted model, not a curated record
AAUCUUACCUUAUAAUUAUCCAGAAAAAAAAAAACAGUCUUCUUCCCUUCAAAUUUCAAUAUCAUUAGUACUUUAAUUAAUUAAGCUGAGCAUUACUAAUGGGUUCAGAAGGAUCACGAUCUGCAGCUUUACUGCUCUUAAUCAUCAAUCUUGUACUCUAUUUUAUCAUUAUGCUAAUUGCUGCUUGGGCUGUUAAUCAUGCAAUUGAAAAAACCCAUGAGUCAGCAUCUGUACUUCAAACUCCGGCAAGAAUCUUCCCGAUCUACUUUCCGAUGGGGAACAUGGCGACCGGAUUCUUCGUAAUUUUCUCUCUCCUAAUCGGAGUUAUCGGAAUCACGACUUCGCUAACCGGAAUGUUGAACGUAAUGCAAUGGACUUCUCCUGGUUUGUAUGCUGCUGCCGCCUCUUCUCUAUGGACAUGGGCUCUCACUCUUCUUGCCAUGGGGUUGGCCUCUAAGGAAAUUGACAUUGGAUAUACCGAUUCUAACUUGAGGACAUUGGAGGUAAUUAUGAUAAUUGUAAGUGGAACACAAUUGCUAUGCACUGGUGCAAUCCAUAUUACUGCUGAGGAUGUUGCUGGAACUGCAAGAAGGAUGCUUGGUGGCAGAGUAUAAGACCAAUUAAACUUUGUUCAAGUGUGCUUUUAUUUAUUUAUUUAUUUUUAUUUAAUUUGUAAGUGUAAAUUAAUUCAAGUCGGAUAAGUUUGGUCAAUUAUGACAGGUAUUUUAUCGCCAAUUUUCUAUGUACAAAUGACUACUCGGAUGAUUCUUGUGUUUCAAUUAAUAA